AGAAAAAUGACAAAUUAUUUUCUAAAAUUAAUUUUUUUGUAUUAGAUAAUUGUAUUCGUUUAUAGCUUAUAGCCUUACUCUAAUAUACAAAGGAAAUAGCUUACUCAUCAAUAUGUAAUACAGCCUUGUUAAGUAUAGCCUGAUGAAGUAGCUUAUACAACUUAAUUUUCCACACUUUUUCCUAAUGCUAAUCAAGCUCAAAACUUAACUAUAUCUGGAUGGUUUUUAUUGUAUGGGUACUAAUCAAAUAAUUAUGUAAUAUUUUCGGUUCAUGAAUAAAACUAAUCAGUGAUGGCUCUCUUAGUUAAUCUUAAAGAUAAUUAAUUCAUUUUCAAUCUAUUGGGAACAAAUGGCAUUACUCAAAAUACUUAAAUUAAAGCUAAUAGGUGGUUUUUUAUGGUUGUUACUCUAAGUUGUAUCUCUGGGAAUAUCUAAGUUAAUGGUGGAGCAUAUUUUUAUAAUAGUUAUAUAAAUUUGUCUGGCAUGUCAAAAGCAUAUUAAAAUUCAUAUUUGCAAUUGUAAAAUAUGGAAUUCAAUUCCGGAAAUCCUCCUCAAAGAUUGAAUAUCUAACCUUCUUGUUCUUUAUACAAAUAACUAGCUAUUUUAAUAGACAGCUAUAACUCUAUAUAAUCAACUUCUAAGAUUGAAGAUUAUUUAGCAAAAUAGGAGUCCAGUUUAAUAAUGCAUUAUGAUUAUUUUUACUCCUAAUAAAAUCCAGGAAAAUUAUUAAGUGAUGUUGGAACUAAAUAUUAGAUGCUAAAUAUACAAGACUAAUUGCAAAACAAUACUAUUUGCUCAACAAACCAUUUAGAUACGUAAACAAUUGAAUUAGAAGGAUUGAAUGAAUUUAUUUUUUCAUUUUUUAUUAAAUUUGAAAAAAUUGCAAGUUUUAAUUUUCUAACUCUUUUACUUCCUAAUUAUUUAGUUACUUUUACAUAAUAUUUUAACUUUAUUCAAUUUGGAUCUGCACAAGUUUAAUUCGAUAUAUCCAAGUGGGUUUAAGUAAUUAUUCAUUAUAGCUAGUAUAGCACUGCACCAUUAUCUUUAAUUAUCUCGGGAUAUGAGUAAAAUAUGCAGUCCAUUUCAUUUACUGCUGGCACUUAAGUAGCCCAACUAAAAUUUAAAUAAGAUAGCAAUAAUAAAUAUUAGUUAAACCACAUCAGAAUUUAUAAAGGCUCAUUAAUUUAUUCCAAUCAAAAUUGCUUUCUUUAAAGUGCAGAUGGCUCUUGCAUACUCUGCAAACAGAAUUAUCUUUUAGAUUUUUAAAACGAUAUGAGCUGUGUUAUUAAAAGUUAAAUUAACACAGAUACAGAAAUAAAUGGCAUAAAAGAUUGGAAUCCGCCAAGAAAAAUUUGUCCCUUAAAAAUGGUAAGUGAUAACUCUUCACCAGAUGGGUGCAAAUGCAUAGCUGGGUAUUAUCUUUAAGGUUAAUAAUGUGUUUUAUGUCCAAGCUAUUGCAGAUAAUGUAGUAACCCAAACGAUUGUAACCUAACAAGAGAUAGUAGUGGAAAUUGUUUAGAUCCAAAAGCUUUUGAUGAUGGUAAUCAAUGUAUACUGCCUUUUUUUAUAAUCCCUUAAAAUAAUAAAUUUAGAUAUGUUAUGAAAAAACCUGAUUUCGGUUAAACUUGCUCUAACAUGGAUGUUUAGUCAAAAUAUUAGUAUUAUGGAUCAAAUUUUAACUUAUAAUAAGAUGAUUCCUUUUUCUUUUCUUUCACUUUAUCAGUAAUGAGUCUUAAUGGUAAAAUAAAUAAAACUACUCUAGCUUGGAUAAAGUAAAGUUCGAUUUUUUUACUUGAAAUUAUUUUAAAAUAUGUCUCAGACACAAACGGAGUACCUCUACUAACUGUACAAUUCAACAUAAAAAACAAAUUCUUUAAAGACUACGUUUUUUUUAUUUCAGAUCCAGCGUGGAUAGGAUUUUGGACUGAUAAUUAUAAUUAUUUGCUAAUAUUUAGAUCUAAUUAAAUAAAUAAUUAAUUUUAAUUUACUGAUACAGAUCCGUUUUUUUCUUCUCCAGAUUUACAAUUCUGCAUAGGAUAUUGCGAUUAGCUUAUAAAUGGUUGUCUAUCUUUACUAAGUAAUUCUAUAACAUUUAUUAGAAACCUAUAAUAUUCUACCUAGUAAGGUAUAGAUUAAAUGUUUUCGUUAUAUCAAGAUGACUCACCAUUAAUAGGAAUCUACAAAUUUGAUUAGAAAUAUUCAAAUUUUUUAAAAGAAAUAGUUAAUUCAGGAACUAAUAACCCUAGUGUAAAGCUUAUUUUCAGCUAAAAUCUUUAAAAAUAUAACAAAUAUUAGGGAUUUUAAAUAUCUCAGAGUGUUUAGGCUACUUUAACGUAUUCUAGUAAUAGUUAUGGAAUAACAACUAUUUCAUUAAACCUUGAAAUAGACUCAGAUUAUUAAUUUUCUUAAUUUUUAUUUAUUAAUCUUUCUUUCCUUACAGGCGGGUACUCAUUUUAAGUAUUUCUUGUACCUGAUUAUUUAUAAAACGUAAUCAGAGUCAGACUCUGUUUUGAUUCUUAGUGUUUCUCUACACAACAAGCCGUUCUUCUUUUUGAUUAAUCUAAUUUCUUUUUUUUUACUUUCAUUGCAGACUUAAAGUAAAUGUAUAAAUAAUACGUGCUCCUAUAUAAAGUAGAUGUUGUCUGCAAUUAUAUUUUAGAGAAAUUCACUUUUGCGAGUUAAAAAACAAAUUUUCAAUUAGGCUUAAUAACCUUUGGAUCAAACACAUCUUCAUUUUAAAUUUUCUUAGAUAAUAUAAAUAUUUAUAGCUAAAACGGGUUUGUGUAUUAUGAUUUGACUUAAACAGAUCCAUGUCAUAUCUAUAUUAAUAUUUCUAAUACCAAAUGUCUCCAUUUAAAAAGAUAGUACCUUUAUUUUAACAAUACAAUAAUUACUUAGUAAAAAUGUUCUUAGCUUUCUAAAACCACUUAGAAUAUACCUGUAAUAAAUUUAAAAGAUUAAACUUGUGAUUUAAUAAUACCUCUAUCUCCAACUUAAUAUUUAUGUGGAAAUGGACAGUAUAUUAAAGGCUAAUUUGUAUGCACUUUAUGUAAAGAUAUAAAUGCUAAUCCAUUAAAAUAAUGCUUAUAGUGUAAAUCACAUUUUUUUUAUGAUAAAAUAACCUAAGUAUGUUAAGAAUGUGACUAGCAGUGCUAAGAAUGUGUUGAUAAUAGCAGUUAAUGCACUUAAUGUUAAUACAUAAAUUAAAUUACUCCUUCGUGUGAUUGCAUUUCUUAGCCUCUAAAAGGAUAAAAUUCAUGUUAAUGCAAUUAUAAGUGUGGUUCUUGUAGUUAUUUAAACUCUGAUAGUUGCAUAACUUGCUCUUCGGAUAAGAGAGUUAUGCCAAACUGCUUAUGUGAUAGCUAAUAUGUUGAAGUAAAUAAUGAAUGCAUUAGUUUAAAUUGCAGUUCUAAGUGUUAGAGCUGUAACUUAAACGCUAAUAACUGCAAUAAAUGUUCUGUCAAUAGAAUAAAUCCACCACUGUGUAAUUGCAUGGAAGGCUUUUAGGAAGAUUAAAAUGGAGUAUGCUAGCCCUGUCCAACAGGUACUUUUUUUGACCCUAACUUAAAAAAUUGUUAAAGCUGCUCUUCUUAGUGUCUAUUUUGUAACUAAAAAGAAUGUUUGUAAUGUGCUGAUGAAUUCGAAAAAUAAGGAUCAUAGUGUGUGUGUUAGAAUUAGCUUUUGUACUAUUUAGACUAAAAAAACGUGCUAAAAUGUUUAAAAAUGAUGGACUUAUAUUUAAAAUCUUCUAAAUAAAACAAUAAAUAAUUAAUAAAAUUUAUAUUUGAUAAAAAUCUUCUAAAGUUUAAUCUUGAAAAUAUUGCCCUUAACAAAAUAGUUAAAGUUUACAUACCUGAAAUUCCUGAAACAUAUUAUGAUGUUAUCAAUCCAAUUUAUGAUUUAAAUACAUUUUAAUUAGAGAUAAAAAUAAAUUAGAAUUUUUAUGCAACCUUGUGUGUAGUUAUUAUAAUCAAAAAUUAAUUUUUCAUAAGUGAUGAUGAAUCAUUCAUUUUAGGUGAUAGCUAUGUUAAUUUUAAAAUGAAUGUUGGAAUAGGUCCCUUGGUAUUAAAAGAUGAAAACUUGGAUAACUUACAUCUUGAUAAAAUAAAUGGAUAGUUAAGUGAAUUUAAAUAGUCUAAUUCUGGAAUAUUUUAAAUAAUUAACUAAUUUUAGAUAGUAUUUUACUUGUUAAACACUCUUCAACCUAUCUCUUUAUUCCUUUUACUUGAUGUAAUUUAUCCUCCCUAACUGUAUAAGCUAUAUUAGUUUAUAGGAAAUUUUGUAUUUCCCUAAGUUCCUGAUUAUUUAGAUGAGCCAUCCUAUUCAAAUUUCAGGAUUUUAGGUUUCCAAAUAGAUGGGGUUGAUUCUAAAUAGCCAAAUUUUGGAAAAUUUAAAAACUACGGAUUUUGUUUAAGUCUUUUAGUAAAUAUUCCUUUGGCUGUAAUAAAAUAUUUUGUUUUGUUUUCGUCUUUAUUGCUAACUAUAACAGUACAGCUUAGGCUUUUCUAUAAAAACAAUUUAGUUUAGAAAAUAAAAAUUUUUUUAAUUUAAAGAAUAAAUAGUGAUAAUGAAGUGAGUCUUUCAAUAAUUACUAUCUGCUGCUUUAUUUAAUUCAUAGAAAUCAAUUAAGACUCUUAUAUUUAUAGAUAAGGAUUUUAUUUGGCUUUAAUGUUUUUAUCAAUGUAAAUAGUACUAUUCUACUUUAAUUAUUAAAAUGUAACAAAAAAUAAAAGUGAGGGUAAUGAAUAUUCUAUCCUCUUUACAGAGAGAUUAAAAUGUAAUUCUACACCACUUUAAAAGAGCUACUUUUUGAUUUAAAAUAUAAAGAAAUAUUUAUAUGUCUUAAUUGUGUGUUCCUUAUUCAAUUACCCUCUUACUAUUUGCAUAACUUGUGGAAUACUUUUUUUAAUUUCUGCUCUCUUGACAGCUUAUAUGACUCCUUAUCAUAAUAAGCUGAGUAGGUCUGUAAAAUUUUUAGGAGAAAUAGCUUUAUCAGUAACAUGGUUUCUCCAUAUCCCUUUGCUUUCAAAAGAGUAAAUUUUUAAAUCUUAAGCUAUAAUUGAAGACAGUGACCUUAAAUAGUAUUUAGAUUUAGGAAACGUUAUUCUUGGUUUGUUGCUAGCAUAUAAUCUCUUAUUUUUUGUUUAGUUACUCUAUGAUCUAUAUAAAUAUGUUGAUAAUUUUUUAAAGAAAAAAAAGCUUUAAAACUAAACAGCAGCAAAUAAUUAGUCUUAAUUAUCUGAAAUGUAAUUAUUAAAAAAGCCUUGUAAAGGUAAUAUUAUAUUAUGAUCUAAAUAUUUAUUUCUCACUUCUGC
Messenger RNA from Tetrahymena thermophila SB210, 5315 nucleotides. Its product is annotated as bowman-birk serine protease inhibitor family protein. The transcript has a single exon. NCBI's taxonomy places the organism in Eukaryota, Ciliophora, Oligohymenophorea, Hymenostomatida, Tetrahymenidae. The record is from RefSeq and is a predicted model, not a curated record.